CUCUGCACCACCACGCCAGUCAUCUUUCAUUCUUAUAAUAACCCUGGGAAGGAGGGACUUCCAUCUCCAUCUUCCAGAUGAGGAAACUGGGAGAUCAGACACAGAACUGCUAAGUGACAGAGCUAGGAUUUGAACCUAGAUCAUCAAGUCCCCAAAACUCAAUUACAAAAGGAGAAAGAAGCAGAGACAGACCAGGGUCCGUAGGAGGAAGGUGACAGCAGAUAGUCUCUGGGGGCGGGGCUGUGGCUUCUCUGAUCUCAGGCCCCUCUCCGCAACCCAGGCCCCACCCCUACCCCUCCCAGCACUGCCUGGAAGUGUGGGGCGAGAGCUUCUGCUAGGACACCCCUUUUUCUUGGGGAAAGGAUUCCAUCCCCACAGGUCUUACGCAGCAGAAGACUUUCUCUUUCCUCGUCCACGGGCCCUCCUGGGGCAGGGAGUGCCUCCAACAUCCCCACCUGCCUGCCUCCAGGGCACCCGGCCCCACAGUAAUCAAGCUAAAAUGACCAUCAAGUUGGAUUUCGAAGAGUGUCUUAAGGACUCACCCCGCUUCCGCUCCUCAAGCUGGGAACUGGCCUCCUGGAAAGUGGACGCCAGUACCUCACCGCCAGCCGCGCAUUCAUUGCUGGCAUUUGUGAUCUGGCUCAGCUGGGUCCACCAGAGCCCAUGAUGGCGGAGUGUCUGGACAAAUUCACUAUAAGCCUGAACCACAAGCUGGACAGCCACUUGGAACUCCUUGAGGCCACACAGCACACACUGCAGCAGCAAAUCCAGACCCUGGUCAAGGAAGGUCUCCGAGGUUUCCGAGAGGCUCGCCGGGAUUUCUGGCGGGGAGCCGAGGGUCUGGAGGCUGCUCUAAUCCACAAUGCAGAAGUCCCUAGGCGUCGUACCCAAGAAGCAGAGGAGGCUGGAGCUGCUCUGAGGACUGCUCGAGCUGGGUACCGAGGACGGGCAUUGGAUUAUGCCCUGCAGAUCAAUGUGAUAGAGGACAAGAGGAAGUUCGACAUCAUGGAGUUUGUGCUGCGUUUGGUGGAGGCCCAGGCUGUCCAUUUCCAGCAGGGUCAUGAGGAGCUGAGCCGCCUGGCCCAAUAUCGUAAGGAACUGGGUGCCCAGUUGCACCAGUUGGUCCUGAAUUCAGCACGAGAGAAGAGAGACAUGGAACAGAGACAUGUGCUGCUGAAACAGAAGGAGCUAGGUGGGGAGGAGCCAGAACCAAGCCUGAAGGAGGGACCUAAUGGCCUGGUCAUGGAAGGACAUCUCUUCAAACGAGCCAGCAACGCAUUUAAGACUUGGAGCAGACGCUGGUUCACCAUUCAGAGCAACCAACUGGUUUACCAGAAGAAGUACAAGGACUCUGUGACUGUGGUAGUGGAUGACCUUCGCCUCUGCACAGUGAAGCUCUGCCCUGACUCCGAUAGGCGGUUCUGCUUCGAGGUCGUGUCCACCAGCAAGUCCUGUCUCCUCCAGGCUGACUCUGAGCGCCUCCUGCAGCUGUGGGUCAGUGCUGUGCAGAGCAGCAUUGCCUCGGCCUUCAGCCAGGCUCCCCUUGAUGACAGCCCCAGGGGCCCAGGCCAGGGCUCAGGACAGCUGACCCUGCCCUCUGCUGCUACCCUAGGCUGUGGUGGGACAGCCAGGGGAAGGGAGCCUGGGGGAGUCGGGCGUGUGGCAGCCCAGGUGCAGAGUGUGGAUGGCAAUGCCCAGUGCUGCGACUGCCGGGAGCCAGCCCCAGAGUGGGCCAGCAUCAACCUUGGUGUCACCCUCUGCAUUCAGUGCUCUGGCAUUCACAGGAGCCUGGGUGUUCAUUUCUCCAAAGUCCGGUCCCUGACCCUUGACUCUUGGGAGCCAGAACUAGUGAAGCUUAUGUGUGAACUGGGAAACGUCAUCAUCAACCAGAUCUACGAGGCCCGUGUGGAGGCCAUGGCAGUGAAGAAGCCAGGGCCCAGCUGUUCCCGGCAAGAAAAGGAGGCAUGGAUUCAUGCCAAAUACGUGGAGAAGAAGUUUCUGACCAAGCUUCCUGAGAUUCGAGGGCGAAGAGGUGGCAGGGGGCCCCCAAGGGGGCAUCCCCCUCUACCCCCAAAACCUUCCAUCAAGCCCCGGCCAGGGAGCGUCAGAUCCAAGCCAGAGCCCCCUUCUGAGGACCUGGGAAGUCUGCAUCCUGGGGCCCUACUGUUUCGCGCUGCUGGGCAUCCUCCAUCCCUUCCCACCAUGGCUGAUGCCCUUGCCCAUGGAGCUGAUGUCAACUGGGUCAAUGGGGGUCAGGAGAAUGCCACACCGCUGAUCCAGGCCACAGCUGCUAAUUCUCUUCUGGCCUGUGAGUUUCUUCUCCAGAACGGAGCAAAUGUGAACCAAGCAGACAGUGCAGGCCGGGGACCACUCCACCAUGCAACAAUUCUUGGCCACACGGGGCUCGCCUGCCUGUUCCUGAAACGGGGGGCCAAUCUAGGGGCCCAAGACUCUGAAGGCAGAGACCCUCUGACUAUCGCCAUGGAAACAGCCAACGCUGACAUCGUCACCUUGCUACGAUUGGCAAAGAUGAGGGAGGCGGAAGUGGCCCAGGGCCAGGCAGGAGACGAGACCUAUCUCGACAUCUUCCGCGACUUCUCCCUCAUGGCGUCGGACGACCCGGAGAAGCUGAGCCGGCGAAGUCACGACCUCUACACGCUUUGAUCCCAGGCUCUGCCCCGCACCCCAGCCGCUCCUCUCCCCACAGGAGGCCCCUCCGACAUUAAAGCGUCUGUGCUUCGCUUUU
This is a messenger RNA of Chinchilla lanigera (long-tailed chinchilla), 2746 nucleotides long. RefSeq names its product ArfGAP with coiled-coil, ankyrin repeat and PH domains 1 (gene Acap1). Gene Ontology annotation, cellular component: cytoplasm. Gene Ontology annotation, molecular function: protein binding; GTPase activator activity. Lineage: Eukaryota; Metazoa; Chordata; Mammalia; Rodentia; Chinchillidae. The transcript has 21 exons. The record is from RefSeq and is a predicted model, not a curated record. Bases 664 to 2664 code for a protein of 666 amino acids.